AUGUCCGCAAAGCCUGUUGCACUCAUCCUGGGAGCCGGCCCUCGCAUUGGCAGCGCGGUGGCUCAAAAGCUCGCCAGUAGCGGUUACGCCGUCGCUGUCGCCUCGAGAAAGGGAACAGAAAGCCUCAGCCAUGAAGGAUUCCUCGCUAUCAAGGCCGACCUAUCCCAGCCUGCUUCCGUCGAGACGGCAUUCGACGCCGUCAAGGCCACAUUCGGCGCGUCCCCAGGCCUCGUUGUAUACAAUGCUGCAGCUCUGACGCCACCGCCAGUCCCAAACUCGAUCCUCUCUAUCCCGGUAGAGAGCGUUGCUUCCGACCUGAACGUCAACACCGUCAGCCCAUAUAUCGCUGCCCAGCAGGCGGUUGAGGGGUGGACUACUCUUCCAGAGGAUGUCACCAAAGUGUUCAUUUACACUGGUAACAUUUCGAAUACGAAGAUCAUCCCAUUUCCUUUCACGACGACGCUUGGCGUUGGAAAGUCGGCUUCUUCGUACUGGCUUAGCUUCACUAAUAUUGUCGCUCGAAUUAGAUUCUUCUAUGCCGAUGAGCGCAAUGUUGACGGUAGUAGCAAAUCCCUGGCCGUGGACGGUGAUGCUCACGCUGAGUUUUACGCGCAGCUGGCGACUGGAGAUAAUGAUAUUCCGUGGCACGCUACGUUCGUGAAAGGCCAAGGAUACACCAAGUUUUAG
This is a messenger RNA of Penicillium taxi, 687 nucleotides long. Its product is annotated as Short-chain dehydrogenase/reductase SDR. The record is from RefSeq and is a predicted model, not a curated record. The transcript has 2 exons. The coding region runs from base 1 to 687 and encodes 228 amino acids. NCBI's taxonomy places the organism in Eukaryota, Fungi, Ascomycota, Eurotiomycetes, Eurotiales, Aspergillaceae.